AUGACAAUACGGGGCAUUGUUAAACAUAAUAACGGGUCGAAUGCCCGCGCGGCCUUAGCGUCACAUCGAGAAAAGGAAGAGCGCGAGGAGCGUAGUCGCAAGCGUGCGCAGUGUACACAGGAAGAGCGCGAGGAGCGUAGCAACAAGUGUGUGCGGCAUACACAGGAGGAAGAAUGCCCCCCAGCUGAGCGCUCCCAAGUUGAAGACGAGGAGCGCGAAGAGCAAAAAUCUCACCUACUAGCUCAGGCGAAGUCCCAGAUAGGCCACUGCCUGCAAGAGCUACUGCAGAUACCGCCUGAUCAACGCAAUACCCAAGCCAAGAUUCUCAGGACCCUGAUAGAAUCGGCAAAUAUCAUCCAGGAUGAUAAUGGAAAGCUUGUCGAAGCGAUAUCACAGGCACAGGAGCGGAGCAUUGCCGAGACCGGAGCUCACGAGAAAGUGCACGGUGCAGACUUGGAUGUCCCAGCAUCUAACUCUAACAGCAACAAUAGAAAAGGCAAAGCUAAGGAUGAGGACAAUGGCGAGGUUGUGGAAGGGAAUGACCGGUUCGAGGAAGAGGAAGGGGAUGGGGAAGAUGAGGUUGAAGAAGGCGAAGUCGGAAACAGAGAGGAUGAUGAACACGAACGAGAAGAGGACGAGCUCGAGGAUAGCGAGGAAGACAGACUCACCAAUAAUCACACAGCAAACACCUCACCCGGCAGUAUACCGGUUUCGCAAGGCCGCUCCAGAGUGCGAGACGCUGACCAAAGAUUGUCAGCAUUCGCGCAGUCGCGCCCUGGAGACAUUGUGGCCCGUGGUCCUGACAGAUGUGCGAACUGUCUGUCUAAGGAGACAUGCAUCUUCCACAAGGACGACGAAAGGUGUAUCUCAUGCUUCACCGGCAAGCACGGCUGCCCAGGAAAGGGGACUGCUAUGACUGCGGUUCGAAAAGGAGGACAAGGUGCUGCUGUCGGCAGAAGGUUAGAGACUCAAAACAGCACUUGCACAAAAUCCGUCCCCAGGUCAGACUCUCUCGCUGCUUCCACUGCAGGUAAGUCACCCUGUUCAUGGCCAUGA
Molecule: messenger RNA, 1056 nt
Organism: Phanerochaete carnosa HHB-10118-sp
Lineage: Eukaryota; Fungi; Basidiomycota; Agaricomycetes; Polyporales; Phanerochaetaceae
Exons: 3
Coding region: 1-1056 (351 amino acids)
Source: RefSeq, a predicted model, not a curated record